Molecule: messenger RNA, 1843 nt
Organism: Scleropages formosus (Asian bonytongue)
Lineage: Eukaryota; Metazoa; Chordata; Actinopteri; Osteoglossiformes; Osteoglossidae
Product: casein kinase II subunit beta
Exons: 7
Coding region: 226-873 (215 amino acids)
Cellular component (GO): cytoplasm; protein kinase CK2 complex
Molecular function (GO): protein kinase regulator activity
Source: RefSeq, a predicted model, not a curated record
ACCUCACCGUGUGGUCGCAGAGUAUUUGCGUUCCCCCGGCAUGCGGUCUCUGAGUUUUGACGUUUUUCCGUUAGUCAGGGGAUUUUUUUUUCCCCAUUUGGAAGUUUUGGGAUCGUUCACAGGGUGCCGGAAGGAGGAGUCUGUGCGAUUUACUCUUUUAACCCCUGCAUCUUCAUUGGGGUCGAUAACUCGGGUUCCACAUAAAGCGGAAGCCUAAGUAAGAAGAUGAGCAGUUCAGAGGAAGUGUCCUGGAUCUCCUGGUUCUGUGGUCUGAGGGGGAACGAGUUCUUCUGUGAGGUGGAUGAGGACUACAUACAGGACAAGUUUAACCUUACAGGGCUGAAUGAGCAGGUGCCACACUAUCGACAGGCUUUGGACAUGAUUCUGGACCUUGAACCUGAUGAGGAGCUGGAAGAUAAUCCUAACCAGAGUGACCUGAUAGAGCAAGCAGCAGAAAUGCUCUAUGGCCUGAUCCAUGCACGCUAUAUUCUCACAAAUAGAGGCAUCGCUCAGAUGUUGGAGAAGUACCAGCAGGGAGAUUUUGGCUACUGUCCAAGAGUUUACUGCGAGAACCAGCCCAUGCUGCCGAUCGGGCUGUCGGAUAUCCCCGGUGAGGCCAUGGUGAAGCUGUAUUGCCCUAAGUGCAUGGAUGUGUACACCCCAAAGUCCUCCCGGCACCACCACACAGAUGGGGCUUACUUUGGCACGGGUUUCCCUCACAUGCUCUUCAUGGUGCAUCCGGAAUAUCGGCCUAAACGCCCUGCCAACCAGUUUGUGCCCAGACUGUAUGGUUUCAAGAUCCACCCGAUGGCGUAUCAACUUCAGCUGCAAGCAGCCUCCAGCUUCAAGAGCCCGGUGAAAGCCAUUCGCUAGAGCACACCAGAUGCGGCAAGCAGGAAGAGAGACUGGCAUAUGACACUGGUUCCUGCUUUGCUGGAGGAUAUAUGGUUCAGAUUAUGUAGGCAGUGAAUGAUAUGUACAGAUGUGGAUAUACAGAGGCAUGAAUGCAGACAUGUGCUCACACGUAUUUACACACAAGCAAACCCUAAAUAAGACUUUUCCUACCUGACAAAAUGCAGUCACCUGUGACUAAUUGUGACAAGUGUGGAGUAAACGAAACCUGAUAGCUAUUGUAGUUUAUCAUAUUUGUUAGUAUCUUCCUCAGUCCAUAGAAGAACCAGGACUUUUUAUUAGUCUUUUCUUUUAAUGACUUAUGGAGAAUAAAUGUGGAAAUCCAGUAGUUUUAAUUGCAAGAAUGUAAAGAGAACUAUUUCUUUAAUAAAUUAACUGAUACUUAAAGACACUUCUACAAAGAACAUCUAAUUUUUUUAGAUGUAAUUUAAAUAUAUCUUCAUUUUAAGACUGGCAUGUGGGAGUAGAUUUGUGGCAUGAAAAGACUGUUUUCUUGUCCUAUGUGUGGACAAUUGCAACCCCCUCACCCUGAAUACUAUAUAAAACCCCACAGAAGAGGUUAGGAUAAUACGAUGGUGCUGUGCACUGCACCAGCUUUGCUGUUUUUAGUCUGCACCUCUUCAACAAUCUCUUCUUUCCUGCAACCAAACCUUUUAUUUACUACUGUACACUCCUGCAUUUUUGGUUGGAUUGUUGAUGUAAAAUUCUGCAGACAGAUCAAAUGUGGAUAACGUCAUUGUAAUGCUAUGUACGUUUGUGGUUCAGGUGUAACCUGUAUUUCUGUGUCAUUUUUUUCCAAUUGGGAAAAUUGACUUUUUUUAAUAUUUUAUUAUUGUGAUGAUGAAUAGAAACUGGUAGUGUUAGGUUUUCCCAAUUGUGCAACAGUGACCAGGAUUAAUAAUUCACAAUAAAUUGUAUUUUGGUUCUUACA